Molecule: messenger RNA, 2003 nt
Organism: Patiria miniata (bat star)
Lineage: Eukaryota; Metazoa; Echinodermata; Asteroidea; Valvatida; Asterinidae
Exons: 2
Coding region: 189-683 (164 amino acids)
Source: RefSeq, a predicted model, not a curated record
UAUUAUUGAUUAUUUAUACCCCCCAUAAUGCUGCAGUUACAGCGCCCUCUUCGUUCAAGAAUCAGCGAACUAUAAACCCAAAUUUUAUUUCGAGUGAACAUGGUGAAACCGAUUACUUUUUGGCGGGCUAUAUAUUCUUCAAAACACGUUCAACUUAACGUAGCGUACGCAGAAAAUCAGGAGGCUGAAUGAUAAAGGGCCAAAUUUCAACACUUGAGAUGGAGAAAGAUGAAGAACGAUGGACUGAUUCAGGCGUAGCAAUGCUCUGCUUCGAUUCGUCUGGUAACACAUUCCAAGGCAGGCUGGUCACGCCCAUGGGCAAACAGUAUGGCCUCAUGGGUAAAUCUUGCGGCCCUCCCCCGGACGGCCACUUCCACCAAUGUUGCUUCGAUGAAGACCCGAUAUUCUUCAAAAUCACCGUUAUUGAUUUUCGGAAGAAAAGCGAGGCAUCGUUGGAGUAUGCCAUGAAGACAAACGGUGACAACUGUUCACUGACAUCGGACGAACUGGAGUUCAGCACGGAUGAAUUGCUCUCUGGAGACAAGGCAGAAGAUAAAAUUGUACAGUUCUUCAGCCAGGGUCUAUUAGGCAAGGACUGCCUCGUUUGUGUUGGACAAUGGAAAAUGAGGGUGACCUUCCCUUGUCCAGAAAAAGACAGUGAUGGAGAUGACUCAGACUUUUGAGUUGUAUUAUAAAGCCAUGUAGGAUCAUUUGCUUUUCGUGCAUUUUAUUCAUUUCCAAUUAUAACACCACUCAAAAUCCACAGAAGAAUGUUCAAAACCUAACCUGCUGAAAUUUCAGCUCAGUGGAUAUUAAACCUUUGGAGAAAACAGAGAAAAAUGGUGCACAACCUUUUGAUCACAAAAUAUGAUUUCGUCUAUAGCACUCUUUUAGAAAAAUCAGGCAAUUGACAAUGUUGGAAGUCACCUACUUUUCUUGAUUUCUUCUAAAUGACAGCAAGCCAGACAAAAUAAUUUCACGGGGUAUUUAGCACCAGUAUGAUUUUUAAUCCAAGUUAACUAUUUGAUUAUAACCCGGUAGGUUAUUUAGAGGAUAAAUGCAAAUGUUCCUAUAAUAUGUCAAAUCAGGAUAAAGGGUAUGUGGUUUGCAGAGUUUCUUGACUGCCUUUAUCAAUUAAACCUAUCCCCCCCCCCAAGAAAAAAUGAACUGAGUUAUAUAAGGCAAAAGGCUACAUUAGUACAUGUACCUUUUUACUAAAUCAGAACAAAAGAAGAAUCACUCUCCUUUCGAUCAAAAAUCAAAAUUUAUUAUACAAAAUGGUAUUGCAUACAAUGUAUGUUUACGCAAAUUAAUAUUUUUCAGGCCACACAUGUAAAUUUAGCACUUGUACCAUACAAGUGCUAACUUUUGUGUGUGUGGCAAUAUUACAUUCCAUUUACUCCUUGGUAAAUCCAGAAAAUCACUAAGUGCUCGUGCCUUCGCAGCAGUAUAAGGAGCAAUAGGCAGGGCACUUUGGGGCGUAAUGGGUUAACACGUGUGUAAUAUUUUUAACAUUGUUAGAUAAUUGCUUUAAUACAAAAUUAUCUUCAAAAUAACCUAAAUUAAUCAAAGAACAAAAGUUUGUUGCAAAACUAACUCUUCCAUGCUUUUCUCAGUUUGAGGUUGAAAUUGCCACCACUUACUUUGUACCUGUUCCUGCUACAAGUUUCAUGCAUUUUACCCAUGCAAACUGCUGGCACUAUUACCAGAAUAAAAUCUUGGAUGGGCAGGCAGUGAAAUUAGACUGUCAAUAAAAGUUAUGUCACAUUUGCAACUUGAUCCAAAUAAAAGGCAAUCUAAACUUAAAACUUAUCUAACACUAAACUUGGUGACUACAUUUGGUAAAUUGUACUUGCAUGCUGUUGCACUCCCUACAACAGCUACAUUGGCAAAGUCAAAUGCAUUGGUUAAUUAAAAUUGUGUCAAAUACACAAAGCUCCUUCAGUUACAAUUUAUAGAAACCUGUUUGCAAGGCAGAGGAAAUUGCAACAAUGAUGACUUAU